CUCCCGCCGCCGGGCUGUGCCGCUGCCGGGCUGUGCCGCUGCCGCGGCUCCGCGCCGCCCGCCCGCCCGCUCGCUGCCCGCUGCCCUCCCGCUGCCCGCUGCCCGCUGCCGGGCCCAUGGCGAGCACGUCGGCGGAGAUCAUCGCCUUCCUGCUGACCAUCUCGGGCUGGGUGCUGGUCUCCUCCACGCUGCCCACCGACUACUGGAAGGUGUCCACCAUCGACGGCACGGUCAUCACCACCGCCACCUUCUGGGCCAACCUCUGGAAGACCUGCGUGACCGAUUCCACCGGCGUCUCCAACUGCAAAGACUUCCCAUCCAUGCUGGCGCUGGACGGUUACAUCCAAGCCUGCAGAGGACUGAUGAUCUCCGCCGUCUGCCUGGGCUUCUUUGGUGCCAUUUUUGGACUGGUUGGGAUGAAGUGUACAAAAGUUGGAGGCUCCGAUCAGACUAAAGCAAAAAUAGCUUGUUUAGCUGGACUGAUUUUCAUACUCUCUGGGUUGUGCUCUAUGACUAGUUGUUCCCUGUAUGCAAACAGGAUUACGUCUGAGUUCUUUGAUCCUUCUUUUGUUGCACAAAAGUAUGAAUUAGGAGCAGCUUUGUUCAUUGGAUGGGCUGGAGCUUCACUCUGCAUAAUUGGUGGCAGUAUAUUCUGCUUCUCAAUAGCUGAAAACAGUAAUUCUCCAAGGAGGGGUUAUGCAUAUAAUGGAGCUGCAUCUGUGAUGUCUUCUCGUACAAAGGUCCACAACAGUGUCCCAGACAAAACCCCACCAAAGCACUUUGACAAGAAUGCUUAUGUUUAAUUGUACUGUUGGAAGAUUCAAAGCGUUUUAAAAAUGAGUUUGUACGUUUCCUGCAGAGUGAUUCCCCCCCCCAACCCAAAUGUAAUUACAACUAAGACAAUGACUUUUUAAAACAUUAACUUGCAGCUUUUUACAUAUUGAUGUAAAUUUUAUUAUAUAAUAUUUUAAGAUUGAUGUUGGUAUUGUAAAGUUUAUACCUGGAAAUCAUGAGCUGAUGUUGCUUUCUUGGAAAAAAAAAAAUAAAUGGGUUAUUUACCAACUCA
Molecule: messenger RNA, 1066 nt
Organism: Apus apus (common swift)
Lineage: Eukaryota; Metazoa; Chordata; Aves; Apodiformes; Apodidae
Gene: CLDN10
Product: claudin 10
Exons: 5
Coding region: 117-803 (228 amino acids)
Biological process (GO): cell adhesion; bicellular tight junction assembly
Cellular component (GO): plasma membrane; bicellular tight junction
Molecular function (GO): structural molecule activity
Source: RefSeq, a predicted model, not a curated record